Molecule: messenger RNA, 4551 nt
Organism: Oryzias melastigma (Indian medaka)
Lineage: Eukaryota; Metazoa; Chordata; Actinopteri; Beloniformes; Adrianichthyidae
Gene: arhgap31
Product: Rho GTPase activating protein 31
Exons: 12
Coding region: 672-4433 (1253 amino acids)
Biological process (GO): small GTPase-mediated signal transduction
Molecular function (GO): GTPase activator activity
Source: RefSeq, a predicted model, not a curated record
UGCUCCUAGUUUGGUCACAUGCAAGGGAAAAAAAGGCGUAAAAGAGGUCAAAAGUUCCACAACUGGGAGAGAAACGGAGGUCAGCUGGUUUCCUCCUCUUCUGCCGUCACCGUAUCGCCUCAACACUACAAAACCUCCACGUUACUAACAUCUAUUCAUACUAAAGAUCCUGUUUUAUGAUCAAGAAUAGUUCUCUCAUUAGUGUCCCAGCUAGAGAACAGCCAGUGAAAAGGGAGACUGAGCGGAAUGAAGGAAAAGAGGAGGAGAUAAAAAAGGAGCAGAGAGAGACCGGCCGGGGUUAAGAAAACAACAGGAAACUCACAGAUUCUAUUGCUGCUUCUGCAAAUCUAGCUGAGAUAAAGCCGUGGACUGUCCUAACAGACCAACAUUCCCACUGCGCCUUUUUUUUUCCUUUUUCCAAGCUCAUCUAAAAGAAUCUGAAGGACUUCAAGUUUCAAAAGUGACGUCACUUCUGCUCUCAGCCUCCAACCGUUUGGUCUCCUAGCGUGAGCGGAUACAGACAUUUGGGAGCUGGAAUUUCUGAGGAGCUGCUUUUUAACUUUUAAACGUCUUCAUUCUUUUUAUUUUUUAUUUUUAAUUUUCCAUGGAUCAGCUGAUGCCUUUUCAAGGACGUUUCUGCUUCUAUCAUCUGGACUAGUAACUGGAGCCACAUGAAGAAUAAAGGGACUAAACAGAAGUCCAAAAAGAAAGGAAGUGAAAAUGCGUUCGGCUGUGACUUGACUGAGCAUCUCCACAUUUCAGGACAAGAUGUUCCCCAGGUUCUGACAAAGUGUGCCGAGUUCAUUGAGAAGCAUGGGAUUGUUGAUGGGAUCUACAGACUGUCGGGGAUCACGUCAAAUAUCCAACGUCUCAGGCAGGAAUUCUGCUCCGAGGCGGGCCCUGACCUUACAAAGGAAAUGUACCUCCAGGACAUCCACUGUGUGGGUUCCUUAUGUAAGCUGUACUUCAGGGAGCUGCCCAAUCCUCUGCUAACAUACGAGCUAUACAGCAGAUUCACAGAAGCCAUCUCAGUUCAGGGAGAUCAUGAGAAACUUUCACACAUUCAGGGUGUUAUCAAGGAGCUGCCCGCCCCUCACUUCAGGACUCUGGAGUAUCUUACAAAGCACUUGGCUUACCUUGCCACUUUAAGCACUCAGACAAACAUGCACACACGAAACCUGGCACUGGUGUGGGCUCCAAAUCUGUUGAGAUCUAAGGACAUUGAAGCCUCUUCCGGGAACGGAGACAUGGCUUUCCAGGAAGUACGAAAGCAGCAGUCAGUGAUCGAGUUCAUUUUAAACCACACAGAACAGAUCUUCAGUGGAGCUUCUGCACCAAUAAAACCAAAAGAAGGACAAAGUUUGAUGUGUGGGGAGAAGUAUGCAACACUCCCCAUCAGUGGACAGGGUGGGCCGAUGAAACUGAUGAGCCUGGAGGAGGCCCAGGCCCGCUCCUUAAGCCCAAACCACCCCCUGCAUAAAGAGCGUCAGCGUGAGAACAGUCUGCCUGAUACCAGCAGCGCCACGCUCUAUCACACCGUGAUAGACAUAUCAGACAAGAGAAAGUUUUCUGGGAAAUCCAAGAAGUGGAAGUCAAUCUUUAACCUUGGACGGUCUGUUGAGUCAAAGGGAAAACUGAGCCGCAAUGGUAGCGUCUUCAUCCGAGCACAGGGGAUAACACAAAAGGCAGCUCUUCGACCAUCCAGAAGCAUGGAAUCAUUGUGCUCCUUACCACCAGAGGAUGAGCGGGCAGGAAGCCAUAUUCCAGCUGCAGGAUCCACUCUCAUUCCGGAUGUCAAAUCCAGAACGCUGGGAUCCGACUCUUUGCUCGAUCUGAGUGAACGUGACCAAAACUGGGAGUUAAAAGGGAAGAAAGCUGGCGGCUGGAGUGUCAAACCAAAGGACUUACCAGGAGCUUCUGCGCCUCCCCAGAAACCCUUACCAGAGCAGCUCAAAGUGUUCAAAGGUGACGACCUCAGCGGUUUUAAGCCGACUUCUCCAAAAAACAGGAGAAUGUUGUACUCAGGCUCCUCCCACAACAGCUCAUCCCGACCUUCAUUCCCGGGGAGCUUCUUCCCACUGGAAUCCUCACCAAGACACCAGCGCAGAGCCGUCAACAUCUCGGAGCCUUUCGCCGUGUCUGUCCCCUUACGCGUGUCGGCCGUCAUCAGCUCCAACAGCACACCUUGCAGGGGACUCAAAGACAAAGCAGCUGCAGCUCUGAAACCCAGCAAGGAGCCUCCAGAGCAGAGAGGCCUGAGAGGAAAGAGCAACACUUUCCCCAAACUGGAGCCAAAGAAGCAGGACGGAGCAGACAAGAAAAUCACGCAAGUCCUAACCUCCAGAAAACUACCACAAGAUUCAAAUGACAUUUUACAAGAAAGACAAGGAGGGAGGGAAGUUUUUGAACUGGAUGCACUGGCAAUGAGAGAAUGCAGGAAAAUAGUGCCACCUUCUGGAAUAAACUUCCACAAACAGCCUACAGAUCUAAAACAGGAUGAAAGAUCCUCUACUGGGAAGAAUCUGUGGUCUGACCUCCACCAAGAACUGAAGAUUACAGAGCCUGAAAUCGAUCUGUUGGAUGAGACUUUCAAGCCCGUUUUCUCCGCCGUGAGCACCUCUGGAAACAACAAUUUAUUGAGAGACGUCAAGUCAAAGCGAAGCCGCAGCUCCCCGUCCCUGUCGCUGCUGUGCGCGGAGCAGUCGUCGAAUUCCUCUCUGGGCGACGGCGUUAAAGCUCCCAGAUCUGAUGGCAAAAGGAAGCAGCCCUCAGAAUCAGACCUUUUGUUUUGCGUUCACAGAAACGGGGCAGGAAAUGCUCAAAAUGUCCGUCCCGCUGAUGCGACGUGUGAAUCAGAGGGAGCUGGAGAGCCACGGACCUCCUCUUUGCAGAUUCCAGCUUCCUCAAAGGAAACCAGGUUGAGUCACGUCCUGAAACCUUUGAUUUUAAAGGACUUUCCGCAGGUGACAAGCUUCCCAGCCAGAAAAUGUCUGAAACACGAAGUUCCUCAGGAGAAAACGGAAAAGUCAAACAGCGAAGCAAAGAUUAACGACAUUCACGUGACAGAAAAAGGUCAGAGGCUGUCGGUUUAUUCACAGGAGACUCCUAAUAUCCUCGAGCUGCCAAACCUCGACGACGAAGAAGGAUUUGGGAGAAACCUGGAAGAGCUGGACUUGGUGGAGUCCUGGGAAGAUCUUAGCUCCACCAAGCAGUGGGUCACAAGUCCUCUCCAUUCUCCAGAUGUGGAGGAAUUAUUUGACAAGCUGUCGCCCUUUAGAUCAAACGCCGAAACUCCAAACUCUGAUGUCGGAAAGGUUUCCCCUCCAUCUGUAGAUAAGUUCAACCAAACCUCCCAGAAUUCCAGCAGCAACUCAGAAUCCAAACUGACUCACUGGCCGUCAGCACCAAUGGAACUGAGCAGAUGUAACACAAAGCAACCAAUCAAGAGCAGCACAACAAAACCAAAGAACACAGUGUCAUCUCAGAGAUUUACCAGACAAACGUCUUGUGACGCGGCCCUGACAGAGAAAAGAGAGGACAGUCGUCAGUCCAAGCACCGACCCUGCUCUCUGAACCUGGACUUGGGGUAUCGAUGCAUCAGAGAUAUCUCCAACCAGCAAAAUCGAGACUCAGAGUUCUCCUCCUCACAUAGAGGAUUACCGUCCUUCGUAAAUAAAGGCCAUUCGGAGCUGGAUCUUUUCCUAAAUGAUCGCCAGGCGCCUCUUCGUCGAAACUCUGCUCCGGUCAGCGUGUCGUCCGUCCGCACGGCCUUCAUGAUCAAAACAUGCCAGGCCAGAGCUGUGCCAGUCGUCCCCCCAAAGGUGCAGUACACCCAAACACCUCAAACCAGACAGGACAAUCAUCUCAACCCAGUAAAGAAGCAAGAAAAAGAAUGUCCAAAAACCAGUGCAGAGACGGGCAACGCCGCUCCAAUAAUGUCCGAUCUGAAGGAGGAGCUGGAGAACAAAGAGCCCAAACACCCAAAUCUGGACAAACCCGUGGAGUCUGGGAAGACCACAUCUACUCCAGAACUGCCCGUCAUAACCAGGAGACACAACCCCAAUCUGGAGGUGUUCGUGGAUUGUCCCAGACCCACCAGGGGGAGCGUGCUCCAGAGGCCGUCCUUCAGGAACAGACAGAGACCUCAGAGUCUGAUUCUGCUCAGCCCCCCCUUCCCCAUCAUGGACUACCCCACGUCAGGGGACGACGGGAAGCUCCUGUCCUCCAUCAAGAGUCUGAACGACACGUCGGCGGUGAACGUCUUCUCUAAGGACAUAGCAGAGAAUAUCAGGACAUCGGAGGGACUAUCGCUUCAAAAUAAAAUGACUAUUCCAAAAAGUGGGCAAAGACUGGAAACGUCGACCAGCUGCUUCUACCAGCCUCAGAGGAGGUCCAUGAUAUUUGACAGCAGGAGCCACAGACAGAUAGAGUGACUGAGUGUAAAAAUGUUCAGUGUGAAGAACUGAACUGGGAGAUGGAGGAGGGGUCUUUGCUAUGAUGUAGCCUGCUUGAAAAAUGAAGCAUAAGUUGAAAUAAAUGAUUUUAGAUGAA